Sitophilus oryzae (rice weevil) is the source of this 2273-nucleotide messenger RNA. RefSeq lists its product as uncharacterized. NCBI's taxonomy places the organism in Eukaryota, Metazoa, Arthropoda, Insecta, Coleoptera, Curculionidae. The transcript has 7 exons. The coding region runs from base 218 to 2200 and encodes 660 amino acids. Gene Ontology annotation, molecular function: monocarboxylic acid transmembrane transporter activity. The record is from RefSeq and is a predicted model, not a curated record. Gene Ontology annotation, biological process: monocarboxylic acid transport.
AAGAUAAGAUAAAUCAACAAUUUGUGAUGUCUAAAUAUAUUUCAUACAGAGUUGUAUAUUAAUCCAUAACAAUACUUAAAAAUGUCCGCUUGAAGAUUGUUAAAAUAUAUAUUUUUUGAUACAGUAAAGGGUAUACCAAACUCGAAAGUGUUGUAUGCAGUGAUUAAUGUGAUAAUUAAAAAAUGUGCAGUAGUAAUAAUUGUGAAAUACUGAGAUAAUGCGUGAGAACGUUACACUGUCCAACCUAAAUAUUGAGAUUAGCGGAUCUGGUAACAGCUAUAGGAGACAUAUAGUUUGUAAAAUUAGUAUUGGCAUUAUUGAAUUUUUGUUGUCAUCCUUGCUGUAUUGCUACGGUAUUAUAUUCUGCGAAUAUGUCUUGCUGGGUAAACACAAAUAUGAAGAAGGAGUAUUUACCGCCAUUUUAUUUGUGGUCUGUUGGAGUUUCACAGAUCCAAUAUCAAGAUUUAUAUCGGAAUAUUUCGAAGACAGAAAACAGAUGAUAUUUCGAUGUUUGGUGGGAUUUAGCGUUGCUAUAUUAUUUUGCUGUGUUGCAAUACCAAACAAUAUAGUGUUAUACAUGAUUUUUGGAGGUAUUGUAUCGAACUUAAUCUCUACCCAACUACGAUGGUUCGCUGUAGAUAAAUUGGACAUGGACUCGAGAAUAUUCGAAGUAAUUAGACAAGUGUCCAGAGCACUCAGUCUGAUUCUGAUGCCCCAUUUUAUAUUUUGCCUUGUAGAAAUCUACGGAAUCAAUCAGGUAAAACUGAUCUAUGGGUCGAUUCUGUUCAAUAUCAUACCAGCGGCUUUACUAAUCAAGACGUAUGACAAAGUUUUAACCAGGGAACAUGAUUUGGAGUAUCCAAUUGAUAGAGAUUAUGUUUCCAGAUACCAAACUAUAGGACGUUACAGUCAACAAAUGAACGAUCUUCUCACAAACAACAGAGAUCAAGCGCCAAACUCGAGCUCUUCAUCUGAAUCUAGCGAAGAUAACUCAAUAUUUGAUCAACAGCCAAUUCAAGAAAGUAAACAACUCGAUGCCACCGGUUCCACUCAAGAAUCACUUGGACAUCAUAUGUAUGAUCAUUCGGAGGAAAGUCCAUACGAAUUUGAUAAUUUUGCAGCCGAUGCUGAGCAAAUCAACGAUUUGGAGAGACAAACAACUUACUUAAAUCCCGUAAAUGUGCAGUAUUAUUUCCAAAAUGCUGGUGUCAGUAUUUUACCAGGUAUUCCCGAAGAAAAUGAAGAUGAAGAUGACGAUGACAUCAACUACAUCAAUCCAAAGAGACUGAGUAGGAUCAGUGUUAAACUUGAAGAACUCAACAUCCAAGACCAGAUCAGAAAAGAUAGCGUCAAGGAUGUGUUUACUAUAACCGAGGUUGUCCAUGAAAACAGACCGGAAUCCAUAGACCGAAUAGAAUUCAUCCCUAAUUUUGAGAGCCCGUCGUUUACAUACAAAAUAGAAGACUUCAACAAAGCGAAAAACUGUUUUCGUUGCUCCGCGUAUAAAAAGUUCGUCUGGACUAGAAGAUUACGAAGUACCAAAGACUUCUUUGUAGAUAACUUACUAAGACCUUUAUACUACGCAAUAAAAAACUUAUAUUUUUAUCCUUCAGUAACUACGAAAACUAUUGGAAAUUUGGUGUCGACCCUGUAUAUCACUCUGGCUCCAUUUAUGGUGAUCAAUAAGGGUUUUAGUUCAGAAGAGGCUACAUUUUUACUGACAUAUAUAGCUUUUGCAUGGGGUUUCUUCCUCGUUGGUCUUCCCAUGGUUAUUAAGCUCAACCCUACUAGAAUGAGGAUGAUGUUAGUUUUUGGACUUAUGGUAUCAGGAUCCAGUUUCUUGCUGCUGUCAGUUAAACUGUCAAACGACGUAAUAACAUUCAGCAGCCUCCUGUUUGGAUUCGGUUAUGGACUGAUCAGUUACUCAGAAAAAAUAGUGUACAGGUCAUCAAUAGGCAUGAGAGCCUGGUACCAUAUACAGGGCCCGUUAGAAGUACUCUCCGCCGUAUUUAUUAUUAUUAUUUAUUUAGUUAUUUAUAUCUAUAGAGUAGAUCUUAAGAUUUUAUUGUUUAUGGCGUCGAUAUCGUAUUUUGUUAACGCGUUCUUGUGGCUGUGUAUUCCUCUUGUUAAGUUUUCGAUAGAUAGGUCUAGAAGAUUUGUUUAUGACGUCAGUAGACGUCAUGAAGAAAUUUUACAUUAGUUUAUAGAAGGAUAGAACGCAUAAAAUAUUUGCUCCUAUUUUUUGUACAUAAAAGAUUUAAAGUUCAAAAAAA